This is a messenger RNA of Chelonoidis abingdonii (Abingdon island giant tortoise), 3041 nucleotides long. The record is from RefSeq and is a predicted model, not a curated record. Lineage: Eukaryota; Metazoa; Chordata; Testudines; Testudinidae.
CUAUGUAACAUUGUCCCUGGGGUAUCCCCUUACGUUGGGGUGGUCCUGCAUAUGAUAUACUAGUUUUCUGGGACUGUUUCACAGUGUACAAGAUCUGGGCCUGGUACUAACUUAACUCCAUUAGUCUAAUUCACUCUUUCAAGUUUAAAGUUAAUGGAAACCCAGAAGUUGACUCAAAUUUAUAAUACUUGUGUCCCCUUGUCUCAGAUUAUCACUGUAGAAGAGGCAAAACGUCGAAAGAGCAUUUGCAGUUACUAUGAGGAAGAUGAUGAUGACUCUUUACCUGUCCUAAAGCACCACAGCGCGCUCCUAGAGAAUAUGCACAUAGAACAGCUUGCCCGCUGUCUGCCAGCAAGAGUGCAGGGAUAUCCAUGGCGGCUUGCAUAUAGCACAUUGGAGCAUGGAACCAGCCUGAAAACUCUGUACAGGAAAUCAGCAUCUCUUGACAGUCCAGUCCUCCUUGUCAUCAAAGAUAUGGACAACCAGAUAUUUGGAGCAUAUGCAACACAUCCUUUCAGAUUUAGUGACCACUAUUACGGCACAGGCGAAACUUUCCUCUACACGUUUAGUCCAAACUUCAAGGUGUUUAAGUGGUCUGGAGAAAACACCUACUUUAUCAAUGGAGAUAUCAGCUCUCUAGAACUUGGAGGUGGAGGUGGUCGAUUUGGUUUAUGGCUAGAUGUUGAUUUGUAUCAUGGGCGAAGCAACUCCUGCAGCACCUUCAAUAAUGACAUCUUAUCCAAGAAAGAAGAUUUCAUAAUACAAGAUGUGGAAGUAUGGACAUUUGAGUGAAAUACGGCUUGCCUUAUGGACUGGGUUUGUUGAGGAUGCUGAAAGCUAAAUCCCAGCACAGGCUCCCUCACAACGCAACACUUUUUUUCUGAUAUCGUAGCAGAACACGACUACAUGAAAACAUUAAGACCCAAUUUUAAGAGGCAGAAAUGGAGAAAACAAUAAGAAGACUAGUGUGUGAGUGUUUUUACUCUCUUCCCACCAACAGUCCUUGAAUAAGGAAACAAGAUGUUUAUGAAGACAUUUAUGGUGUAUGAAUUUGUUUUAAACGGUUUUUUUAUUUUCUGUAACUGUGGAAAAAAUAUAUAUAGUACAUUCCAUGUGUAUUUAUAUUACAUAUAAGUGCUAACCAAAAAGAAACUCUACAACAUACUUUCUGUUUGCCAUGAAAACAAUAAUCAUCAUCUGAAAUAAUAGAUGAACACAGCACUUAAAGGGAACGUGGUUUUUUUUUUUAAAUCUUUUUAUUUAUUGUUAUUGUAUAGUACAUUUGUUUAAAAUGUAUUAGGUAUGUUUUUUUUCUUUUAAUGUUUAAAACCUCAGAAUUUGACAGAAAAAUACUGUUGAGGUAGUUUCCAUAUGUGUUGGCAACAAAUCCAUUUGAUUUCUAAAGUUAGUUUUAUAAUUUUUUUUUAUUUUGUAAAUGAAACUUUGUUUCUGUUUUGUUGUUGUUGCCCUAAUUUAGGGUUUUUGUUUUCUGGCAGAAACACUGAGUGCAUAAUUCUGGAUUUCUUUCAGAUGGUGAGAGGGAGGUGGGUGCUGUCAGCAUUCAUUAUUGACUCUGCUGCCAUCUUCCUAUUAAUUGGGUGUUCUACUGGCAAUAUAUGGGACAGCAGGGCACAUUCUUAGUUAGUGUAACUUGUCAUAGCUUCAUUGACUUCAGUAGAACUAUGACAGUUUAUACCAGCUCAGGAUCUGCCCCAGCAUGUUUAUACUCAUCAUUAAGAAAAUGUCUGAAAAGAAACACAGGUUGUUUUUCUCAGCCACUUGUUUGGUGGCACAGAAAACUAGCUCUGUUUCAUGAGUCUUACCCUACCCUUUUUUCUUUUUUUAAGAAAAUCUUGUUUUUUAAUAGGGGAGAAAAUAUAAUGUGAAAAGUGGGAAGGAAUGUUCUUUCCCAAGUAGGCCAUAUUAUGUUGAUAUAAGAACUGUUUUUCCUGGCAAUUGAUAUUUGGUUUCCUUCCUGAAAAAGGCUUGAACCAACAGGCUAACUUAUGCUUUUACAAGUAACUAAUUAUUUCUUUUUUGGUUUAAUGAAGUGGCAUUUAAACACAGACCAGAAUUUUUUCUCUUGCGGGACAUUUCAUUUGCGAAAAGCAGAGCUGAACUCUAAUCCAAGUAGUGCUGUGAAAACAUCGAUUGAUACAAAAGGUAACUGAAGGAAAUAAGAAAAUACUUUUUUCUUUAUGGUAUGUGACCAGUUCUGCCUUGUCAAAAAACAUAGCUUUGUGGGUGUUUUUGUUUAAAAAAAUUUAUUUAAAUGGUAAUUUCUGCAGGUAAGAAAGGAAUCUGUCCUGUUUCUAGAGUUCAAAGCAAAAUGUAACCACAUCAUACUGAAUCCAAUUAAUCUUAAAAGAAGUCAGGUUUUAGAACUGGUGUUGCACUUCCAUGCUCAAAAAAGCACUGUAAACACUUGGAAUAUUCCACUGAAGUAGUACAACUCCAGUUAGUUAUUACUCUUCACCCUCUUCUCCCAUCCCCCAGAAAUAAAAGGGAACAACUUAGAUGCCAAGUGUUUGGGAUUUUUUGUGUUUGAUGCUUUUGGGGAAAAAACAAAAUCAGUCUUAAGUCCACACAGAGGAUCCAUGCAGUUAAAAACUGAUGAUGUAAAAAUAAGAAGUCUGUAACACAGUGCACAUACGCUACUAACACUGUUUUCUUCCACUUGGCCUAUCCAUAAAAAAAAAAAGUUCUGAUGGAUUUAGCUGUAAGAUAUUUCAGAAACUGCUAAUAGCAUAGUGCUUUGAGAGAUUCUAGGAAUGUCUAAUAAUGUCUGCCAUUUUGGCCAGUUGCAUACCACUUACUAGUAACAAGCAAAAAAAUUGUCAUUUUACAUACCUAUCUCUCUUACUUAACUACAGUUUAUUCCAUUACUCUGUAUUUGUCAGAGCAUAUCUAAACGCUGUGUUCUAUAUUCAGCAGUGUUGUUCAUUCAAACUUCUGUGACCCUUUACACUUUAAACUAUGAAUCUUGAAUAUAUGUAAUGCAGUGCUAUCACAAUAUUUCAAUAAAGGAGUUUAUGCAUUCA